Molecule: messenger RNA, 3587 nt
Organism: Ostrinia furnacalis (Asian corn borer)
Lineage: Eukaryota; Metazoa; Arthropoda; Insecta; Lepidoptera; Crambidae
Product: plectin
Exons: 23
Coding region: 68-3541 (1157 amino acids)
Source: RefSeq, a predicted model, not a curated record
AAAUGUGAAUGGUUUUUCAUUGCGAUUUUACGUUGAGUUUUGAAUAGUUUUUAGUUAUCCAACGACAAUGCCGCGGCGCGACGAGCCCAAUAUGAGCGACACCACGCUCCUGGUGAGCGUGGAAGACCUGAUCAACAUGGCCAUGGGGCCUAGCGAUAAAAAUGUGGUCAACUUCAAGUUGAUUCAAACUGUGCUGCACAUCCUAGCGCGCCAGAUGCGGAUGCUGGAGCAGCGCGUCGAGAUCCGCAUCACCGACGCGAGAGAAUCGUCGCCCAAACGGAAGAUGGACGAGAUCAAGGAGGAACGCAAGAGCAGAUCACCAGAGAAGCGAGUUUCUAAGGAUAGAGCGGCAAAAAGAGAGGUUGAAAAACUCGAGAAAGCAGCUCUUAAGGAGAAAGAAAAGGCAGAGCGCGCCGCUUCCAAGGACCGCGAGCGAGCGGACCGAGCUGUGUCUAAAGAGAGGGAAAAAGCGGAGAAAGCAGCCGCAAAGGAGCGUGAUAAAGCGGACAGAGCUGCUUCGAAAGAAAGGGACAAAGCCGAUAGAGCUGAAUCUAAGGAACGAGAGAAGGCUGAGAAGGCAGCUGCCAAAGAAAAAGAAAAAGCUGAAAGAGCUGCAUCUAAGGAACGGGAUAAAGCUGAUAGAGCCUCAUCUAAAGAGAGAGAUAAGGCUGAUAAGGCUGCUGAAAAGGAAAGAGAAAAAGCUGAAAAAGCAGCCGCCAAGGAAAAAGACAAAGCUGAUAGAGCAUCUUCCAAAGAGCGUGAAAAAGCUGAAAAGGCAGCAGAGAAAGCUGCGGAGAAGGGUGAUAAAACGGCAGCUAAGGAAAAAGAGAAGGCAGAAAAAGCAGCCGCAAAGGAGAAAGAGAAAGCUGACAAGGAAAAAGAGAAGGCGGCGAAAGUAGACACAAAAGAAAAGGAAAAGGCAGAUAAAGCCGCUGCCAAAGAACAGGAAAAAGCGGAUAAGGCGGCCGCCAAGGAAAAGGAAAAGGCAGAAAAGAUGGCGGCUAAAGAAAAAGAGAAGGCCCAGAAGGAGAAAGAGGCAGCGCGACCUAAGUCGACAGAAGUGGAGCGUCGAAAAGAGAAGGUGUUAGUAGUGGAGAAAGGGCCCACCACGCGCGCUGAACGCCGCGAGAACAUCGAGGUGGUGACGCGGUCGCAGUUCGACCUGGUGGCGGCCAUGGUGAAGGAGCUACAGGCGCGCGCCGGCCCGCUGCCGCCGCCCACGCUGCCCAGCAACAAGAAGCUCAAGGACGACCUCGCCAAGGGCAGCGCCUCGCUCACCGACACCAUGAAGGCCAUGCAGGUGACAGCCCGCGUGCGUGCAGCAGAAAAAGCCAUCACGCGCAUGGGCGAGCUGCUGACGGCUCUAGCGGCGGCCGGCGCGCUGCCGCACGACCUCGACCUGGCCGACAUCAAGCUUGAAGUGCCCGAGUCUGAGGCCGAGCUCGCCGCCGCCGCAGCCGCUGCGCCGCAGCGCCCGGAUCUGGUCGACAUCAAGUUCGAGGUGCCCGAGUCAGAGGCUGAGCUCGCCGCGCCCGCUGCUCCGCAGGUGACAGCAUCAGCAGGGAAGGCCAUGAAACACAUGGGAGAGUUCCUGAGUGACAGAGCAGCAGGGAAGGCCAUCACACGCAUCGUCGUGCUUCUGACAGCACGCCUGGAUCUGGUCGACAUCAAGUUCGAGGUGCCCGAGUCAGAGGCCGAGUUCGCCGCGCCCGCCGCUCCGCAGGUCGACAUCAAGUUCGAGGUGCCCGAGUCAGAGGCUGAGCUCGCCGCGCCCGCUGCUCCGCAGCCAGAAAAGUCUAAAACGGCUGCGGCGCCGCCGGCUCUCCCUCGCAAGUCGGUGGCCAUCGACCCGCUGACGAUGCCGUCGCAGCCGGAGAUGAAGCCGGGGCUGUCGGUGGCGGCGGCCACGUCUCGGCCGUCCGUGGCCGCGGCCACGUCUCGCGCGUCCGUAGCCGCGGCCACGUCGCGUGCGUCCAUAGCGGCCGGGCUCGGCAGGCCCUCCACCGUAUCAAAAGCCUCUGUCCUUUCCACUGCGGCUAUGCCGGGCGUCAGUCACCCGGAGAUGGAUGCGGCAAUCCGUGGCCUGAGAGACGACUUGACGAAAACAGUUCAAAACAUGACCACCAAGGCCACCUCUGUCGCCGAGAACGCAGCUUCUUCCGCCAAAUCUGUGGCUGAAAAAUUAGAAGUUGCCACAAAACUGGACAAUAGGAUUUCGACGUUACAUUCCCUUGUGUCUGACUACGCCGAGCAACUCAGCGGGUUCGAUUCUGGUCUAACGACACAGAUGUCAAGCUUCCGUGACCAGAUGACGCAAAUGAGAACUGAACUUGGAGCUGGACUCAAGCAGCUCGAGCAAGUCAACAACAACGCCGAGACCGCAGCGGUGCUGGAGCUGACGGAGCGCUACGAGGGCCUGGUGUCCGAGUUAGACCACACCAUGCACACGCACCGCGCGCUCACCGCCUUCCAGAACCAGCUUGGCGACGAGCUGCAUAGCCUCGUGGAAUGCGUUGAAAUGUUGCGCGAACAGAAAGCAGACCGAGAUGAAGUCUUAGACGGCUUAAGAGAUAAGGCGGACAACUCUCGGCUGGCGGGGCUGCUGACGGUGGCGGAGUUCAGCCUCGCGCGCGUCGAGCUGGAGAAGCGCCUCGACGUCUGCCACGACAAGUUCAAGCGCCAGGAGAACGUCUGGAUGACGGCGCUGAAAGAUCUGACUCGCGUGACGGAGAGCAAAGCGGAGAUCACGCAACUGCUGGCGGCGCGCGAGGCCGCCGAGCUCAUGCUGCUCGAGCUGCAGGACAAGCAGGACAAGCUCGCCGUCAUCCUCGGCGAGCCCAAGGCGGCGAUGCUGACGCGCGCACUAGCCCGCGGCGCAGCUUGCGGCUCGUGCUUGACUCCAGCGCUGAUGGAUCCUAUGGACGCCAGCUACGGUGCGCCGCCGCCGCUGCCCGCGAUGCGUCCGCGGCCUGUAGGAGCCCCCGAAGCUGGGGACGAAGAGCCUUUUGUCACCUCCGAGACCGGGGAUGAGGAGCCCUGCGUGCCCGAGUGGAAGCCGUCCGAGCCGCCUGACACCAGGUACGGGGCUAAGCCCAGCUCUCUUUCUGGAAACGCAGGGCGUGAAUCACUCACAGCUCUCAUGGAUCCUAUGGACGCGAGCUACGGCGCGCCGCCGCCGCUGCCUGCGAUGCGUCCGCGGCCCGUGGGGGCUCCCGAGGCCGGGGACGAGGAGCCGUGCGCGCCCGAGUGGAAGCCGCCCGAGCCGCCUGACACCAGGGAUCACACCUGCCACCGCUGGUGCGGCGGCUCGCACACGCUGCUGUCGGAGGCGGUGACCCGCGAGAAGGCGCCGCCGCUGCAGGUGCCGGGCGCGCCAACCAAACGCUAUGCUGGCUACGGCUCCGAUGGACGGCUGUACAUGUUGGAAGAGGAGCUGCAGCCAUGCCUGGAGUGCAACAAGUUCUCGGAGAACACGCCCGAGGCUGAGCCCGCGCCGACUGACGGCGCCGGCGACCAAGGGCCUCCUCCGCCUCCUACGUAAUGUGCAUUUUGAACGGAUUUUUACUAUUUAUUGAGUUGGUAGAUUG